Messenger RNA from Linum tenue, 2764 nucleotides. Lineage: Eukaryota; Viridiplantae; Streptophyta; Magnoliopsida; Malpighiales; Linaceae. The record is from the annotation of a GenBank genome assembly.
ACUUGUUGCUGUUGGGUUCUUCGGUAAAUAACUAGCAAGUCAAAAUUAAUGGAGUUUCUGGAUAGUUGGAGUAAGGGAUAGAUUGGAAUGCUCAUAAAGCUUUCAUCUUUAGUGUUCUUUUCUCUCUAAACAUUCCCUGCCUUUUCUUCCAUUUUCUUCGCUACCAAGCAGAGCAUAAAGAGUGUUGUUUGAGUGGGAGAAGGAUGUUGCUUUCCCAUUGAAAUGGAUAACAGAAUGGGGUUGGGUUUCACUGUUCAUAUAUCUGCAAGGGGAAGCAGUUUAAGGCUCUAUCCGCUUUGAAUUGUAGACUGCUGUUCUGCCCUAUUGAAAACCUUGGUUAGGAAGUUCAUAAAGAUGGAAGAGAUACAGUCUCAAUCAGAAAACUACAGGUCUUCUUCAUCCUCGGCAAGCAGUCCAGCUAGUAGGGUGCCUUCAAGCAACUUCUUCUAUCUCAGGAAGCCCGGUGCACUUAGGCAACCAAUCUCAUUUGAAGAUUCACCUGAAUGGGAAACAGAUGCUGACGUUAGAAUGGAGGAAGGAGUUGAUCAAGACUCCAUCAAUAUGGCCACCACUCCAGCUUCUCCAUCUCUUUCCAAGCUCAACAGUGGCUCACUGCCAUCUCCACCUAUACCAGAAACUGCUUCUUCUUCAGUGAGAAAGAUUGCAGGUGCUUGUGUUGUGUGGAAAGACUUGACCGUCACGAUUAAGGGGAAGAGGAAGUAUUCAGAUAAGGUCAUCAAGAGCUCAAGUGGGUUGGCAUUGCCAGGGACAAUGACUGUGAUUAUGGGGCCAGCUAGAUCUGGCAAAUCCACUCUCCUAAGAGCCAUUGCAGGAAGAUUGCAUCAUUCGGCCAAAGUGUAUGGUGAAGUGUUUGUGAAUGGCACUAAGUCACCCAUGCCUUAUGGCUCCUAUGGUUUUGUCGAAAGAGAAACUACGCUAAUUGGAGCACUUACUGUACGAGAGUUUCUGUACUACUCUGCAUUGCUUCAACUUCCUGGCUUUUUCUGCCAGAAGAAGAAUGUGGUUGAGGAUGCCAUCCAUGCUAUGUCGCUGACUGAUUAUGCAAAUAAGUUGAUUGGAGGCCACUGUUUUAUGAAGGGACUGCCGAGGGGUGAGAGAAGGCGUGUGAACAUUGCUAGAGAACUUGUCAUGAGGCCCCAUGUGUUGUUCAUAGAUGAGCCCCUUUAUCAUUUGGACAGUGUUUCUGCACUUCUGAUGAUGGUUACCUUAAAGAAACUUGCUAGCACGGGAUGCACUCUCAUUUUCACUUUAUACCAAAGCAGCACGGAGGUGUUUGGUCUCUUUGAUCGAAUUUGCCUGCUUUCGAAUGGAAACACAUUAUUCUUUGGGGAAACAUUGGCUUGCUUGCAGCACUUCUCAAAUGCUGGAUUUCCCUGCCCUAUUAUGCAAAGUCCGUCCGAUCACUUCUUGCGUGCCAUUAAUACGGAUUUUGACAGGAUCAUUGCUAUGUGCAAAAACUGGCAGGAUGACCAUGGCGAUUUUUCAUCAGUGAAUAUGGAUACUGCUGUUGCAAUACGCACCCUGGAAGCAACCUAUAAACAAUCGGCAGAUGCUGCUGCUGUUGAAAAUAUGAUCGUGAGACUCACUGAAAGGGAAGGUCCACUGCUCAAAACCAAGGGAAGAGCUGGCUUUGGGACAAGAAUUGCCGUGCUGACUUGGAGAUCUUUGCUCAUUAUGUCAAGAGAAUGGAAAUACUAUUGGCUUCGCCUUAUUCUCUAUAUGGGCCUUACAGUAUGUAUCGGUACUGUAUUCUCAAGCUUGGGCCAUUCUCUUUCCUCAGUCGUGACAAGAGUUGCUGCUGUAUUUGUGUUUGUCUCAUUUACUUCACUUCUUAGCAUUGCUGGAGUACCUUCACUUCUGAAAGAAGUCAAGGUAUAUGCAAGUGAAGAAUCGAACAUGCAUUCAGGGGCGCUAGUCUUUUUACUUGGCCAGUUCCUCUCCAGCAUACCCUUCCUAUUCCUAGUCUCCAUCUCAUCAAGCCUAGUAUUCUACUUCCUAAUCGGGUUACGAGAUGAGUUCAGCUUGUUAAUGUACUUCGUCCUCAACUUCUUCAUGUGCCUCCUAGUGAAUGAAGGACUAAUGCUUCUCGUCGUUUCCCUCUGGCAACAUCUCUUCUGGAGCGUCCUCACAUUGGUGUCCAUUCACGUGGUGAUGAUGCUCUCAGCAGGAUACUUCAGAAUCCGAAACGCCUUGCCUGGCCCGUUCUGGACAUAUCCCGUGUCAUACCUCGCUUUCCAUACAUACUCCAUUCAGGGACUUUUGGAGAACGAGUACCUGGUGACUACAUUCGCUGUAGGCCAGGUGAGAAGCAUUUCGGGGUACCAAGCUAUCAGAAGCGCAUACGACAUCUCUCUCGACAACAAUGCCAAAUGGGAGAACUUGUUGGUUUUGCUCAUCAUGGUGAUCGCGUACCGGGUUUUAGUGUUCCUCGUGCUCCAUUUGCGCGUGGGGAAAAAUGCUUCGGUACUAAAGUUUUGCAGGUUUGAACAUGUUAAUAAGAGCAGCAGUUCCAGAUGAAAAGGAGGAACUGAUCUCUGUUGUUAAAUGUUGGCAAUUUUUGUUGCUUCAAAUGAAAGUAAAAACAUAAAUUUAUUUCUUCCCUUGCCUUGUGUCUUUGGUGCUUGCUUCUCUUAGUAUGCUCAUUACGUGCGGUGGAGGGUUCAGUGCAAUUAACGUAGUUAUUCAACCUAAUUACACAAAAGAAAUUAGGCGGCUGACCAAAUUGUACCUAAUUCCUCAUGUA